Staurois parvus is the source of this 298-nucleotide messenger RNA. Lineage: Eukaryota; Metazoa; Chordata; Amphibia; Anura; Ranidae. The record is from the annotation of a GenBank genome assembly.
AAGCUUAGUGAAUUCAAACGUGGUACCGUGAUAGGUUGCCACCUGUGCAGUAAGUCCAUCCAUGAAAUUUCCUUGCUACUAAAUUUUUCACAGUCAACAGUUAGUGGUAUUAUAACAAAGUGGAAGCAACUAGGAACAACAGCCACGAUGUGCAUGCUGCUACUGGACUCUAGAGCAGUGGAGACGUGUUCUCUGGAGUGACGAAUCACACUUCUCUGUCUGGCAAUCCGGUGGAUGUGUUGGGUUUGGUGCUUGCCAAGAGAACGGUACUUGCCUGACUGCAUUGUGCCAUGUGUAA